AUGCCCGUCCCGUUCGAGACCCUGAUUCCUUAUGGAAUCAUGAUCGCCAUGUUCGGUAUCACUGGUACCGGACUGCACGUCAUCAAGGGCAUCCAGAACGGUGGGAAAAAGCCCCGUUGGGGGUUGGACCAGUGGGAUAGGUACGCGCCCAGUCCGGUUGAACCAUACGCUAUUGCUCGAUCGAAUGCUAACUCGACGGCCACUUAG
Molecule: messenger RNA, 207 nt
Organism: Colletotrichum orchidophilum
Lineage: Eukaryota; Fungi; Ascomycota; Sordariomycetes; Glomerellales; Glomerellaceae
Exons: 3
Coding region: 1-207 (68 amino acids)
Source: RefSeq, a predicted model, not a curated record